Messenger RNA from Rhinichthys klamathensis goyatoka, 3375 nucleotides. RefSeq names its product protein tyrosine phosphatase non-receptor type 4b (gene ptpn4b). The record is from RefSeq and is a predicted model, not a curated record. Gene Ontology annotation, cellular component: cytoskeleton; cytoplasm; cytoplasmic side of plasma membrane. Gene Ontology annotation, molecular function: cytoskeletal protein binding; protein tyrosine phosphatase activity. NCBI's taxonomy places the organism in Eukaryota, Metazoa, Chordata, Actinopteri, Cypriniformes, Leuciscidae. Gene Ontology annotation, biological process: protein dephosphorylation.
CGGUUGCGCCAUGUUAACGCUGCACGUUGCAGCCGCAGCAGCCAGUAGCGGCAAUACAGAGACAUAUGCAGGAUUAUAGAGCUAAACCCGGCCAGCAGCCACAGAAAAGAUUGCAAUUGCGUUUGAGGCUUUUAUUUAAUGCACCGCGCCCAGAAGAACCCAGGAUCGCGUCCCCAUUUUGGAAUGAUUAUUUCUUACAGUGCCAGAGGCCCCUUGAAUUGAAUGUAAUGUGAACAUCUACAGCAAUGUGGUUAUUUUCCUGCAGAUGAGCUGCCGUUUUAUCCUCUCCCCCCCUCCUAUUCUCCUUUCAUCAUAAGUCAAGAUCAUCUUCAAUUCACUGGACUCUCCUAAACCUGUAUAUGAAGACGGAGUGGGGACCGUAAUGACCGCACGCUUCCGGUUGCCUGCUGGCAGUACUUACGAUGUGGGAGCGUUGGAGGAGGCCAGAGAGAGACAGCAAGCGCAGGUGGUGUGUAACGUUUUACUGCUGGACAACACAGUACAGACCUUCAGUGUCAAUAAGCAAGAUCAGGGGCGGAUCUUGUUGGACGUAGUGUAUAAACACUUGGAGCUAACUGAGCAAGACUACUUCGGCCUUCAACUAGCAGACGACUCUUGUGACAGCCAGAGGUGGCUGGACCCAAACAAAUUUGUUAGAAAACAGCUUAAAAGGCCAUCCCCACAUAAUCUGAGGUUCAGGGUGAAGUUUUUCGUGAGUGACCCUGGUAAAUUACAGGAAGAGUACACAAGAUAUUUGUACUUUUUGCAACUGAAGCAGGAUAUUCUGAGUGGCAGGCUUCCUUGCCCACAAAACACUGCAGUUCUUUUGGCUUCUUAUGCAGUUCAGGCUGAGUUGGGGGACUACAGUCACUCCGAGCAUUUGUCUGGGUACCUCUCCGAGUACAGCUUCAUUCCCAACCCUCCGCAGGACUUUGAGAAAGAGGUCGCCAAACUUCACCAAGAGCACAAUGGACUCACACCAGCUCAGUCCGAGUUUAACUACUUGAAUGCUGCGCGGACGCUGGAGCUGUACGGCGUGGAAUUGCACUAUGCUCGGGACCACUGUAACGCAGAGAUAUACAUGGGAGUUUUGUCUGCCGGCAUCUCCGUCUAUAAAGACAGGGUACGAGUCAACCACUUUCCAUGGUUGAAAAUUGUAAAAAUAUCUUUUAAAUCUAAACAGUUUUUUAUACAACUAAGAAAAGAACUGACUGAGAGCAGAGAGUCGUUAUUGGGUUUCAACAUGAUGAACUACAGAGCUUGUAAGAACUUAUGGAAGGCCUGCGUGGAGCAUCACACGUUCUUCAGACUGGAGCGACCCGUUCCCCCUGAGAGGAACCUCUUUCUGCAGUACUUCACCCUCGGAUCCAAGUUCCGCUACUGUGGUAGGACAGAGGCGCAAUCUGUACAGUACGGAAAGGAACGAGGCAUCAAGAACAGAGUUUUUGCACGGUCACCAAGCAAGCCUCUGGUCAGGAGACUGAUGAGCGGUUUGGACUGGGAGACCGUCAGCAGGAAUUCCCUCUCGGACGACCGACUCGAGACUCAGAGUCUGCCGAACCGUUCUCCGCCGGACUCGCCCGAUCACAGUAACUCCGUGUUUACCACAGAGGGCGCGCGGGUAAGGCCGUCCUCCAUCGGUCACCUAGUCGAUCACGUGAUCGAUGACUCGCCAUGCCAGACGUUCACCAAUCACAAGUCUGCAUCCUCCACGCAGGCCAACAGCAUCAGCCUGGACUCAACACCGUCUCCCGAUGUCACGACCGAUGAGCAGCCGCCCGCUCCCCCAAAACAGUCCAGAAAAGACCCUCUGACCCACAACGGCAGAUCACAGUCUCAGCACGAGCUGGACGACCACCUCAGCGAACUAUACAACGUACCUGCGUCGUCGGGAAAGAGCAUGAAUGGAGCCGUGCCUCAUGACAAUCUUGUUCUGAUUAAAAUGAGGCCGGAUGAAAACGGACGAUUUGGAUUUAACGUUAAGGGUGGCGCUGACCAGAGGAUGCCCAUCAUAGUGUCCCGUGUGGCUCCAGGAACUCCGGCUGAUAUGUGUAUGCCGCGCCUCAACGAGGGCGACCAGGUCGUGCUGAUUAACGGACGCGAUAUCUCAGAGCACACUCACGAUGACGUGGUUAUGCUAAUUAAGGCCAGCUGUGAGGACCAAUCAGGAGACCUCAUCCUUCUCGUCAGACCCAAUGCCAUCUAUGAUGUGGACGAGGAGCAGGAGAAGUUGGAUCUAGAGCCAGAUUUCCAGUACAUUCCCGAGACGUCCAGUUUAGAGCAGAGCCACUCCGAGGCUGAUAGUUUGAGGUCCUCAAUACAGCUGCUGAAAGACGGUCUUUCCAGCGGUACCGUGCUUGCGCAGUUUGAUCAACUGUACAGGAAACGUCCUGGGAUGUCCAUGUCAUGCGCCAGAUUGCCACAAAACGUCUCCAAAAACCGGUAUCGGGACAUUUCUCCAUAUGACACCACUCGAGUUGUAUUAAAGGGGACGGAUGAUUAUAUCAAUGCAAAUUUCAUCAAUAUGGAAGUCCCGAGUAAAGGUGAAGUAAAGCGGUAUAUUGCCUGCCAAGGGCCACUUCCUGGUACAUGCUCUGACUUUUGGCAGAUGGUGUGGGAACAGAGCGCCACCCUUGUGGUCAUGCUGACGACACAAGUUGAACGUGGCAGGGUGAAAUGUCAUCAAUACUGGCCAAAUGUUUCCGCAAGUGGCGCCUAUGGAGGGUUCCAGGUUACAUGCGUGUCGGAGGAAGGGAACUCUGCGUACAUGCUCAGAGAUCUGACUCUUACACACCUGGAGAGUAAAGAAGAAAGGCAGAUUUGUCAGAUGCAGUACUUGGCGUGGCCCGAUCACGGCGUGCCAGAUGAUUCGUCGGACUUCCUGAACUUUGUCAGUCAAGUACGCAGCAAAAGAGCCGACACUCCAGAUCCUGUUAUGGUUCAUUGCAGCGCCGGGAUUGGUCGCACCGGGGUGCUUAUCACCAUGGAGACAGCUAUGUGUUUGAUAGAGAAUGGUCAGUCGGUGUAUCCCUUAGACCUCGUGAGGACCAUGAGAGACCAGCGUGCCAUGAUGAUCCAGACUCCUAGCCAGUACCGUUUCGUCUGCGAAGCGAUUUUGAAAGUUUACGAAGAGGAGAUUGUAAAACCAUGCGAGACUGAGCCUCCGGUCGAAAAGGAAGAAUGAACACCACCCGUUCAGCGUUUCUGAGCUUCUUCUGUGAUUUACAACUACUGCCUGUGAGAUCUGCGCUCAGCUCGCUGUCGCCCCCUGCUGGAAGGCAGUGGACAUGACUGCCUGCAAGCUAGAAUACAGACGAAAAAGCACUAUUGCACUUUACAGCGACAAACAAUGACUUGAGGGGUUUUUUUUAUUUU